AACUCGAGGCGUGAACGUGGCAGCCAUUUUACAUCAUCAAGAGUGAAUGACUGAAGUCGGACCAUUGCCGGGAGUUUUACACUUUUUCCGUCUUUUAAAUAUCACGUUUAUCUUCCUAUACAAUCAGCACCACACUCAUUGGUGUGCCAGCGGCAGAUUUCUGGAGACAUGGCCACAGAACAUAUAAAUGGAAAUGGUCCAGAAGAGCCAAUGGACACCUCUGCUGCAGUUACCCAUUCUGAGCACUUCCAGACUUUAUUAGAAGCUGGUUUACCACAGAAAGUUGCUGAAAAACUAGAUGAAAUUUACAUAGCAGGUUUGGUGUCACACAGUGAUUUAGAUGACCGAGCAAUCGAGGCUCUGAAAGAAUUCAACGAAGAAGGUGCUCUCCAAGUCCUUUUACAAUUCAAGGACAGCGACCUCUCACAUGUUCAGAACAAAAGUGCCUUUCUGUGUGGCGUGAUGAAGACUUACAGACAGAGAGAGAAACAAGGGACCAAAGUGUCGGACACCAACAAAGGACCAGAUGAAGCCAAAAUUAAAGCUCUGCUAGAUAGGACUGGUUAUACGCUUGAUGUAACAACUGGGCAGAGAAAGUAUGGGGGUCCUCCACCAGAGUCUGCCCAUACAGGAGCCCAGCCCACCAUCGGUACAGAGAUAUUUGUGGGGAAGAUUCCCAGAGACUUGUUUGAGGAUGAGCUGGUUCCGCUGUUUGAGAAAGCUGGCACCAUCUGGGACCUGCGCCUGAUGAUGGAUCCUCUCAGUGGCCUCAACAGAGGCUAUGCCUUUGUCACUUACUGCACUAAAGAAUCUGCACAGCAAGCUGUCAAGCUGUGCAACAACAAUGAAAUUCGACCGGGUAAACACAUCGGCGUAUGCAUUUCUGUGGCCAAUAAUAGACUGUUUGUUGGCUCCAUCCCCAAGAGUAAAACAAAAGAGCAGAUUGUUGAAGAAUUUGUUAAAGUUACAGAAGGUCUAAAUGAUGUCAUAUUAUACCACCAGCCAGACGACAAGAAGAAGAACCGAGGCUUUUGCUUCCUGGAAUAUGAAGAUCACAAGACGGCGGCUCAGGCUCGCCGCAGACUCAUGAGUGGAAAGGUCAAGGUGUGGGGAAACGUGGUGACGGUGGAAUGGGCCGACCCAAUUGAGGACCCAGACCCAGAAGUCAUGGCUAAGGUGAAGGUGCUGUUUGUGAGGAAUUUAGCGAGCACCGUUACAGAGGAGACGCUUGAAAAAACUUUUAAUCAGUUUGGAAAACUGGAGAGAGUGAAAAAAUUGAAAGAUUAUGCCUUCAUCCACUUUGAAGAACGAGACGGUGCUGUGAAGGCUUUAGCCGAGCUCAAUGGCAAAGAACUGGAAGGAGAGCACAUUGAAAUCGUGUUUGCCAAGCCGCCUGACCAGAAGAGGAAAGAACGCAAAGCCCAGAGACAAGCCGCCAAAACGCAAAUGUAUGAUGAAUAUUACUACUACGGGCCGCCUCACAUGCCGCCACCAAGAGGCAGAGCAAGAGGAGGGAGGGGCGGCUACUCUUACCCCCAUGAUUACUACGGCUAUGAAGAUUACUACGAUUACUACGGAUACGACUACCACAACUACCGGGGAGGCUACGACGACCCCUACUACGGCUACGACGACUUCCAAGGGUCUGUGCGAGGGGCCAGAGGGGCCAGAGGAGGCAUCCGCGGAGGAGCCAGCCAGACCAGAGGCCGUGGGGCCAUCACACCCAGGGGCCGAUUGGGCUUCACCCAACGCGGAGGCCUUGGAACAAUCAGAGCAGGGAAACGGGGCCGGGGCCGUUCCUGACCUGUCCCAGUGGAGACUGACUCGAUGUGUGGGUUUACACCAUAAGCUGCAAUGGAUGUUGAAAUGACGAGAGCGACAACAAAGGUCCAGUGAAAUUCCAGCCUUACAGAAGAAGAAGAAGAAACAUCUCCCCUCCACCCAUUUAAUUUUGCUUCUCCCCCAGAAACCGCCACCCUAAAAGAAAACGAUCAGAUGAUUUUUGAGUAUAAACCCAUGUCAGCCUGUACGUCGCCCUGGUUCUCAGGGCUCUUCUAUGAAUUGCCCUUACAAUCUGCCCCUUCCCUGCCCCCGAACAUGCCAUUUAAAAGAAAAAAACAGAAUAAUUAUUGAAGAAAUUGCACUUUUUUAAGUUGUUAGGUUUGAAGUGGCUCAAAGGAGCUUGAUACUAUUGUAUAUUUUUGUGCUAAUCGCAAUUUUUAUUGUCGAAAUAUCCAUGUUAUUGUUUGAUCUGGAUGUUUGAAAUCGAACAUUUGCAGGGUUUUAGGGUGUACCCACCUGGCAUGGAUAAGUCAGGCAUUCCAGGAAAGUGGUUCUUUUCAGAACUGGUCUUUAAGGGUUGGUUGACUACCUCAGUACAGAGGAAUAAACUACCCGGCCUGUACUGUAAAUAGGGAAACUAUAUAGAUGAAAGCAGGGCUUGUUUGCAAACAAUAUGCACAAGAGCUGCAGCGCUAAAACGAUGUACUUAAUGUAAUAUACUCCUUUUCGCUGCAGCUCUGCAGGCUGUAAACAGUCAAGCUGGGCAUGCUAAACAAUCUCAUAAGAUGAGUCUAAAAACAAGCCCUGCUUUUAUCGUAUUUUGAACUGAAUUAGCUGCCUUGCUUCUUCAGAGUAUGUAGUUACUGGUUGUAUAGUUUUUCGGAAAAUGUUACUUUUUGUAAAGGCUUAAAAUCGGAAGGCAUCCAAAUGCCUUUUGAUUAAAAAAAAACAAAAACAAAAAAAUACAAAAAUUAAGGCCCUGCAGUGUCCCUUUUGUGCCACUGUUUUAUUCUGCUGGGAGGGUUUUUAUAUUCAUGAAACACAUUUUCAAACACCAUCAGAAUAAUGUCAGCAAACUCUAAGCCAUCAUGUAAAAUCAUGAUCAUCUCGAAUGAUCCCUUCCUGCAUCAGAAAUGGCGCCCAGCGUAGUCGACCUGAUGACUGAAUUGCCAUAUUUUGCAGUCAGAAAGCGUGCCUAACUCCAGCUGCUGUGGUGUAGAAGGGAUCCCAGACCCACAGUGGUAGAAGGGAUACUGCAGUGAAUGAUUUGUUUCCAAGUAUAGCAUAAAGGAAACUGUUUGUCAAUCCCAGUUUUCUAUACAGUUAACUCCCUCAGUAAAAAAAAAGCAUAACUACCACCUUUUGAAAAAAAAAAAAAAAAAACACAUACAUGCAUAAACAAAAAAAAACAAAACAUGUUAGCAGUUUUAAACUAUUGUUGGUGGCCAACAACAUUUUUUGCAUUCCUGCAAAUAAAUUGUUUUAUACUGUAAAAUGGAGGUGAGUGUAACUUAUUUUUGUAAUAAAGUUUUUGAUUUCUA
Xiphophorus couchianus (Monterrey platyfish) is the source of this 3323-nucleotide messenger RNA. Its product is annotated as heterogeneous nuclear ribonucleoprotein Q. The record is from RefSeq and is a predicted model, not a curated record. The transcript is spliced from 12 exons. Lineage: Eukaryota; Metazoa; Chordata; Actinopteri; Cyprinodontiformes; Poeciliidae. The coding region runs from base 169 to 1803 and encodes 544 amino acids. Gene Ontology annotation, molecular function: RNA binding.